Molecule: messenger RNA, 1050 nt
Organism: Ostreobium quekettii
Lineage: Eukaryota; Viridiplantae; Chlorophyta; Ulvophyceae; Bryopsidales; Ostreobiaceae
Source: the annotation of a GenBank genome assembly
AUGCCAUCCGGGCAACGUCAAUGCCAACCGCAGGACGCGGCGCAUCGCGACGGCUGCGCGAUCUCGGCCGGCAGGCGAGCAGGGGCGGCGGGCCCGUCGACCGGCGACGGGCUGCCGAGCGAGGGACUGGCCGAUCCGCGCCCAGCGUGCUGCUCCGCGGCGUGCGCGAGGGAGGAUGAUGAUGGGUCAGUGGAAUCGGCGAGGGGGGACAGGUGCCGGGUGUGCCUGGAGGGCGUGGCGGGCGGCGACCUGGAGGGCUGCGGGGCGCUGAGGCUGGGCUGCAGCUGCUCUUCGGGGCUGGACGUCCUGCACGUGGAGUGCGCGGAGCGGUGGUUCAGGACGCGGCGGUGCAGCUCGGCGUGCGCGUGCUGCCGCUGCGAGGUGUGCGGCUGCGAGGCGGCGGGCCUGCCGGAGAGCCUCAAGAAGGAGCUCCUGGAGGUGUCGAUCAGGGUGGCCGGCCAGUCAGACAGGGUUCCGGAGACUGUGAGCAGCCCAGUGCAGUUUAGGUGGACCGCAGGGCCCUCGGCAGGGUCACGCAGCUGCUGCUCAUUCUACUGCACCGUGCCGGCUGCCACUGCUCUUCUCUCCCUGGCAGUCUUUUACGCUGUCUUCCUUGGCAUGAAGGUGGUGCCUUCCUUCCUCGUAGCCAGCAUUGUGGCCUCGACAACGAUGCUGCACUGGGUCGCUGUCCCCCUCAGGCCAGCGACACACGUGGCGGUGGUGUUGUGGUUCCUGCUGUCCGUCCUGUGGAUUACCGACAUACUAGUUACGAUGCAAAAUUGGAAUCCGCCCCGAGCGAGCCUUUUCGGCGUGCUGGCGGGAGUCCUAUUCGCCGGGGCCACGUACGGCUUGGCAGAGUCGGCAUGGGCCUCCCUGAGGGCGACAUACCCCAGGUCCAGGGACCGCUCCAGGCUGUUCCUUGGGGCACGGUAUCUGACCCGGCGUUUCCUCUGGACCCGUAUCAGUCCUGAAAGAAUGGAAAGCGACGGUGCUGUGUCGUCGGUGAGCGGUGCUGGCUGGAGCACGACGGAGUGCGACUCACCCGUCUAA